AUGAUGGCUCAGGCGCCUCAGACCAAGGGGGCGUUCCUCCCUACAGAAAUUGUCAUCACCAUCCUUUCCUUCGCCUCAGAUGAGGAUGCAGUGAACGAAAACUGGCAGUCUACAUUAUUCUCAUGCUGCUUGGUCUGCCAGCAAUGGUAUGCCGCUGCCAUUCCGUUCCUUUAUGCAAAGCCAGUCAUCUCUGCGAGAAACUACGACUCCUUUGCUGGAACAUUAGAUGUCCGUGGCAAAGCCAGGCAUAAUAUACAAGAGCCUCUAGGGAGCUUUGUUAAGCAUCUUGACCUUGGAGGCCUUGCACAUAGCGGUAGCAAGAGUGUUACUGCAAGACUACUGCGGGCUUGUAAAGAAGGGCUCGAGGUCUUUGUUGCACCUGCGUCUACAUUUUCGGCUAUUAGUUUAACUCCCAUGAGCAAAUGCUUAAACUUGAGAAUAGUUGAUCUAUCCGUUCUGAUGACGAUAGUCCCUUUUCUGAGUAUACCACAUGCUGUGCGCCAUCUUCGGAAUCUAGAGACCUUACGAUUCCCCCCAGAAAUGUCCAACAAGGGAUUGCCGAAAGUAAACCAACCUCAGAACGAAAGGUCACCUCCCAUGUAUCAGUGGCCCCCAAAAUUGAAAAGACUACAGCUGUGGAGAGUACAUGACUCCAUUAUUCUGGGGAAUUUCAUCUGGCCGGAAACAGUCACCGCCGUGACUCUAACAGAAUCCACCCAUUAUCCGUUCAACUAUAUACUACAGACACUCGUCAACGGUAGCGCCCGCCAUAGACUACAGCGUGUGAGGAUAGUAAGCAACCGCCAAACCGACGAAAUCUCUUUCCUCGCCCCACUUUGUUCUCAGAUGGAGAAGCUCAAGUUUUUAAGCCUGCAAGGCUGCGGGUGUGAUCCUGUUUUCUACAAGAGGAUCAUUUCCACGUCUCCCAAGCCAGCAGCCUUGGAGAUACUAGAAAUAAGUCCUCUGCCACUCGAGCACAAGCUGCGAGUUCAGUUAGUGAGGGAUCUCCAGACGAUAUUUUCAGUUGCGUUCCCUCGAGUUCGGUUAUUGGGCAUCUCUGCAUCCUGUAUAAAUUACGUUUCUGAAUGGUUUGAACUUGAAAUGGAUAAAGUUCUGAUGGACAACGCCAGGAAAUCAGGGUACUAUGAUAAAGAGAAGCUUGAAAAUGGCAGAAUCCAAACCGGAGUUUACUAUUUCUAG
Microsporum canis CBS 113480 is the source of this 1200-nucleotide messenger RNA. Its product is annotated as F-box domain-containing protein. The record is from RefSeq and is a predicted model, not a curated record. Lineage: Eukaryota; Fungi; Ascomycota; Eurotiomycetes; Onygenales; Arthrodermataceae. Bases 1 to 1200 code for a protein of 399 amino acids. Gene Ontology annotation, molecular function: protein binding. The transcript is spliced from 2 exons.